Mytilus trossulus (common blue mussel) is the source of this 983-nucleotide messenger RNA. RefSeq lists its product as uncharacterized. The transcript has 3 exons. The record is from RefSeq and is a predicted model, not a curated record. Bases 265 to 684 code for a protein of 139 amino acids. Lineage: Eukaryota; Metazoa; Mollusca; Bivalvia; Mytilida; Mytilidae.
UAAAUGUAUGUUUUUUAAACAAGAUAAUUUAAAAAUAUAAAUUACUUUCGGUUACUAUUCAUAAAUGGAAUGACGAAGAGCAUUGAACCGUUCAUAUUGGAUUUAAAAUACGUAUAAAGUAUAACACGUUUAAGUUAGAUCAUCAUCGGACGGAUAUUAAGUUAUCUCACCAUGAAUUCAAUUAUUCCAGACUGAAGUCAACAUUUACAUAUAUAGUACAAUAAUAGCUGCAUCUUUCAGCAAUACAGAGGUUAAUUCAUCACCAUGUCAAAUAAUCAGCGAGAUGAUCAUCACUACGACUCACGACAAAUGGUUCCACAAUCUGCUCGAAGUAAAUCAUCGUCAAACAGUUCAACACAUAAAGGUUUCACUUUUGACCCAAUGAAAAACAUGCAUCUAUGGACAAUGUGGAGAAUAGGAAACACGGAAAAGAUUGUGAAUUUCACAAAACACAGAGAAUCUGAAGUUUAUUUACAAAACGAAUUUCAGCACGGAAUCUUUUCUGGAGUACCGUAUGGAAGUCCUACAUUACUGGUGCCACCCCUUGCCAGCAAUAUAAAUGUCACAGAAGCAACAAAACGUAGAGCAACAGAGAUGAUGCAUUCAAACGAAGGAGACAGUGUAUUGAAAGCAGGACAAUUUAUUUAUUUUGGACUACCACGAGUUGCUCUAAAGAAUGGUUAAACUCCUUAAACCUUUCGAAUGCCUUUUUUCAAUGGCAGCUUUAUUUUGACAUAUGGAGAACUUGGUCGUACACCAAUAGAUACAGUAAUAAAAUGAAGAAUGGUGUGUUUUUGGUUUUUCUCACCAAUGAAAAUAAACUGAGCAGUAUACCUUAUCAAAUUAUGUUCAACUUGAAAGAUGAUUACACUUUCAAUUGGAUGGAUUAUAUUAAAUCGAUCCUAGACAAUGCCGGCCAGCAAUCCCCAUUAGAUAUAAAUCAACUAAAAAUCGUACUGACAGAAAAACUAAAAGAUUUUCAU